GUUUGAACUUCUUCUACCAAGUCCCAUCUAAAACCCCACCUUCGAGGGUUUUAAGCCCUCUCUCUCUCUCUCUCUCUCUCUCUCUCGGCCACACUUCCUUCCUUCCAUGGCCGCUCUCACCUGGCUCUUCCUCUCAAAACCCUCAUCCCAAACCCUCCUCCGCCAAUCCCUCAACCCUAGCUUUUCCCCUACUGACACUCCCACCGUUUUCCACUUCCUCAGAAGCCUCCACUCCCUCGUUUCCCCACAAUUCGAUGUCCGUCGCCGAACGAUUUCCCCUCCUUCCCAGCAUUCCAGAGGCCUUUCCUCUGCUGCCGACUACGAGCCCGAAGAUUCCGGUGGUGCAUCCGUUGCCCCCGCAUUAAACCUCGACGAUCGCGUCCCCGCCACGGUGAUCACGGGCUUUCUCGGCUCCGGAAAGACUACUCUGUUGAAUCAUAUCCUGACAGCUCAACACGGAAAACAGAUUGCUGUCAUUGAAAAUGAGUUUGGUGAAGUGGAUAUUGAUGGUGCAUUAGUUGCUAGUCAUUCCUCAUCCAAUGAGGAAAUCGUUAUGGUUAACAAUGGUUGUCUCUGUUGUACGGUUCGUGGGGAUCUAGUUAAAAUGCUUUUGGAGUUGGUUAAGAAGAAGCGAGACAAAUUUGAUCAUAUUGUAAUAGAAACAACAGGCCUUGCAAAGCCAGGUCCUGUUAUUGAAACAUUCUGUACGGAUGAGCUGGUUUCACGUCACGUUAAACUCGAUGGGGUUGUUACUUUGGUUGACUCUAAGCAUGCCAUGCAACAUUUGAAUGAGGUGAAACCAAGAUUUGUGGUGAAUGAGGCGGUGGAACAAAUUGCUUACGCAGAUCGUAUUAUUGUAAACAAGACUGAUCUGGUGACCGAGGCUGAGUUGGAGUGUUUGGUGAAGAGAAUUAAGCAUAUUAAUGUUAUAGCUCAAAUAAAGCUUGCUAAAUAUGGUGUUGUCGACAUGGACUUUGUUUUGGGGGUCGGAGGCUAUGAUCUUGAAAGAAUUGAUUCAGAAGUUAAGCCAGACAGUUCUCAUUGUGCUAGUCAUAAUCAUGAGAGUGGGCAUGACCACCACAAGGGACAUCAUCACGACCAUAAACAUGAUUCUUCCGUCUCCAGUGUCAGUAUUGUUUCGGAGGGUACCCUUGAUCUUGACGAGGUUGACGAUUGGCUUGAAAGAAUAAUUGAAGAAAAGGGGGACGACUUGUACAGGAUGAAAGGGGUUUUGUCUGUUAAUGAUUCUGAUACGCGUUACGUUCUUCAGGGAGUGCAUUCCAUGUUGGAUGGUUGUCCAGGAAAGGCAUGGGGACCCGAUGAGAAAAGGAUUAAUAAGCUGGUCUUCAUAGGUAGGAACUUGGAUGAAACUGCACUAAGAAAAGGUUUCAACGGUUGUAUAGUGUGAUAUAAGAAAUCAUCAAAGUGUAUAUCAUCCGAGUAAAUGUCGAAAAAAGAGCAGAAAUGCAGCCCCAAGGCCAUGGCUUUCUGUGCAUCUAUUUAGACGUGGGGAAAUUUAACACAGGUUGCGAAACUCAGUCAUAUACACCCAUCAGACUGUACUCUCUCUCUCUCUCUCUCUCUCUCUCUCUCUCUCUCUCUCUCUCUCUCUCUCUCUCUGUGUGUGUGGAAAUGCUGGGAUUUGGCCAGAAGUCAAAAUAUAUCAAUUGAAGUUGCCAUAUUCUUAUGUGACC
This is a messenger RNA of Rhododendron vialii, 1694 nucleotides long. RefSeq lists its product as uncharacterized. The transcript has 10 exons. The record is from RefSeq and is a predicted model, not a curated record. NCBI's taxonomy places the organism in Eukaryota, Viridiplantae, Streptophyta, Magnoliopsida, Ericales, Ericaceae. The coding region runs from base 107 to 1408 and encodes 433 amino acids. Gene Ontology annotation, cellular component: cytoplasm.